AUGGCUUCAAUGACACUCUUUGUUCAAGUGGAUGUUCUUCCUGAUAUCUCGAAUCGCCCACUGACCGAGCUGGAAAUAAUCGCAUUGGCUAUCCUUGAUCUGGAUGUGAUGAUCCUUGCCACAAAAGGUAUAAGGAACCAUUUGCAACAAAUCUCCUCGUGUUACUGUUAUUACUUCGGAUGUGACGAUAGGAGAGCCGUACAGCUUUACAUUGAUACUUUGGAACCUGAACUUUACCUUUGA
Molecule: messenger RNA, 243 nt
Organism: Cooperia oncophora
Lineage: Eukaryota; Metazoa; Nematoda; Chromadorea; Rhabditida; Trichostrongylidae
Source: the annotation of a GenBank genome assembly